GACUCAUCUCGGGCUGAGCGCAGGGGCUCCGAGCGAAGCGGAGAGCCAGCGAGCGGCGCUCGGCGGAGGCACAGGGAGACGGAGACGGGGGGGAAGCCGGGCCGAUAAGGAGCGAGACGCGCGGACAGGCCAGGCCGGCCGGUGGCCGAGCGGGCGCCCGGACAGGGGCGCGGGUCGGGCCGUCGCGGCCGCGGAGCGCUCGGAUCGCCCGCACGCCUGGCACCCCGGGCCGGGCUCGGGCUCCUUCCUCCUCGCCCGGUGUCCGAGCUCCGAAACUCGGCCGGACGCGCGGCCACAGGAAGUUUAUUCUCAGCUCCCUCUCUCGAAGGAGGAAAUAGAAGUUUCUCCGCGCGCGGGCAGCCUACUGCUGGGGCCCUGUCCGCCCGGCGUGCCCUCGGGGGGCUGCCAGGCUGCCAGCUUUUUUUUUUUUUUCCUUCUCCGUUGCCCCCUUUUGGCCUGGGCCCGGGCGGUCCCAGUGGCGGCGGCGGCGGCGGCGGCGGCUCGGGCUGCGCGCGGGGGCGGGAGGGCGCGCGCAGGGGAGGGACCCAGGGACGCGCCGACUUUUUUAGAGGGAGGGACUGGGUGGACCACGGUUCCCGCGGCGCUCGGACGGCCAGAGAGGAGUGCGGCGCGCGGCGCUCGGGGACCACAGUUCCCAGGGGUCGGACCGCCGCCCGCGGGGAGAAGCCCCCGGGAGCGCAGAGCCGGGCGAGCCGGGAGGCGAGCGCGCAGCAGCCGGUGCGCGGCGGCGAGGGCGGGGGAAGGAAGACACCCUGUUUCCUCUCGGGCCCCCACCGCGGAUCAUGUACCAGGAUUAUCCCGGGAACUUUGACACCUCGUCCCGGGGCAGCAGCGGCUCUCCUGCGCACGCCGAGUCCUACUCCAGCGGCGGCGGCCAGCAGAAAUUCCGGGUAGAUAUGCCUGGCUCGGGCAGCGCUUUCAUCCCCACCAUCAACGCCAUCACGACGAGCCAGGACCUCCAGUGGAUGGUGCAGCCCACGGUGAUCACCUCCAUGUCCAACCCGUACCCCCGCUCGCACCCCUACAGCCCCCUGCCGGGCCUGGCCUCUGUCCCCGGGCACAUGGCCCUCCCGAGACCCGGCGUGAUCAAGACCAUCGGCACCACCGUGGGCCGCAGACGGAGAGACGAGCAGCUGUCUCCCGAGGAGGAGGAGAAACGUCGAAUCCGGAGGGAGAGGAACAAGCUGGCCGCCGCCAAGUGUCGGAACCGACGCCGAGAGCUGACGGAGAAACUGCAGGCUGAGACAGAGGAGCUGGAGGAGGAGAAGUCGGGCCUGCAGAAGGAGAUCGCCGAGCUGCAGAAGGAGAAGGAGAAGCUGGAGUUCAUGCUGGUGGCGCACGGGCCCGUGUGCAAGAUCAGCCCCGAGGAGCGCCGGUCGCCCCCGGCCCCCGGGCUGCAGCCCCUGCGCGGCACAGGAGUGGGCGCGGGCUCCGUGGUGGUGAAGCAGGAGCCCCUGGAGGAGGACAGCCCCUCGUCCUCCGCCGCGGGGCUGGACAAGGCCCAGCGCUCCGUCAUCAAGCCCAUCAGCAUCGCGGGGGGCUUCUACGGGGAGGAGCCCCUGCACACCCCCAUCGUGGUCACCUCCACGCCAGCCAUCACUCCGGGCACCUCGAACCUCGUCUUCACCUACCCCAGCGUCCUGGAGCAGGAGUCCCCGGCGUCACCCUCCGAGUCGUGCUCCAAGGCGCACCGCAGGAGCAGCAGCAGCGGGGACCAGUCCUCGGACUCCUUGAACUCGCCCACCCUGCUGGCUCUGUAACGCCUCCCCGGCCCCGCGCCCACCACCCCAGGACCCGGCACGAGGGGGACCCUGGCAGAGAGCUCCCUGCAGGGGGGGGAGGCCAGGUGGGACGUGGCUGUGAGGAGUGAGUGAGGGGCGCACCGGGGGACUCGGAAGAUCGCCCCCCCACCCCCACCCUUCAUCCUGCAGAGCAAAUCCUGUUUCUUGAAAAGCCUCGGAGAACUGGGUGUGGUGGACUCGGGCCUCGCUCUGGCCUCUGCCGGGCCUGGGCGGGGUGGACCCACGGCUGUCCCUGGGUGACGCUGGAGGUACCCCGCCCCGCCCCGCCACGCAUGCUCAGUGCCUUGGUCACGCCUCUCCCCCUCGGGGGCCCCUCCCUUCCCACCCCCCACCCAGGGUCAGUUUUCACGUCUUUGGGUUUUUAUCCAGUUUGCCAUGACAUUUCAUGGGGAAGGGGGGGGUCGGGCGGGGGGAGGGGGGGUGCGGUGUGAACAAUCAAGCGCUUCGCGUCUGGAGAGGAGGCCGCCGGGGACUUUUCUGCUGGGGCCGACUUGUCCAGAGAGGACAGUCCAUGUGCAAUAUAGGACCUUCCCGCCCCCGGACGCUCGCCGGCCCCCGCACCAUCUCCAGACCCAGCGGUGAGGCCCAGAGCGGCCCCCACCGAGGCGCAGCCGACCGACACCCCUCCCCCCCCGGGGAGGGGGAGCAGCAGCGGGGCUGCAGGACAAGGGCGUGAGGGCGACAGGGAGGGCACAGGUCGGGUUUGCCAAGUGCCUAAUUACCAGGCCAGGAAUAGUGCCAGCCAGGCCUCCCGGUGCCCUCGCCAGCUUCCCCGCGCCCUGUGUCUUGAGCGGGCCUCGCCUCCUGUAAUUACCGCUCGCCCGCCUGCCCGGACCCUCCUCUGCAGCCCGGGGCCGCGGCCCCGCCCUCUGCCUCCUCCCGGGCGCUCCCACCCACGGAGGUUUAAUGAGCUUGGCCUGGACCCUCCCCAAGCCACCCGGGAGCCUGUGCUGAGGAUGGGAGGAGGGGAGGGGGGCGGGGCUGGAAGCAGCUGGAGCGGACUCCCGGGCCUGCUGAAUGCGGAGCUUUCCCUCCACGCCUGCCCCCUGCCCGCCCGUGGGCCCAGCCCGCGUGAUCCGUGGCCCGGGAUCUCUUGCUCGAGGCUUCGGUUCCGCCUGGGAAGCUGUGCUCUUCCCUCAGAGGAAAGCUGCACCCUCUCUCUCGGCUGGGUGAGGGUGGGAAGGGGGUCUUUGCCCGGCCUUCCUCUCCCCUGCUCUGUAAUUCCCCACUGCAGAGGCCUCCCCCUUCCCUCCUCCCCCGCCUCCCAGCCUGCUGUCCUGGCUCCAGGGAUGUGGUAGGAGAAUCCACAGCUGUCUACUUACUUGAACCCAAGCUUCCGUCUAACUUAGGCUUCAGAGUUGAGCUCUUUGCUUUCCUGUUCCUUCACGCAGCCCCCCCCCCACCCCCCAGCCCCAAGACCUCCCAUGCUGGUUCUUAUUCAACGUCCAUUCAGCUUAGCACCCGGGUGAGCCCGGGGUGUCCCUGGAAGGGAGGGGGAAGGAUUGGCCACCUGGGAAGAAAAUACGGCUUUUGUCUGAAAACGCGUAAAAGCUCCAUUCCUUGGCUCUGAUGCCUCCUGGUCUCCCAGAGGUGCUGGUGGGAUCGGACACUCCUUAGACUGCGGGACCAUCAGGUGUCAGAUUAAUCCUGAAGACGGAAGCCGUGGGGAGGAGCAGGAGGUGGGCGAAGCCAGCUGGGCUGUGCCCGGCUGCGAAGGUGCCAUCAUGCCAAACUGUCUGGCCCGCUGAGCGCUUUGUAUAAAGGCAGCCGUGGGGAGAGUUGUCUAAAGAGGCUAUGUUCUGGGUGGUUCUUUAAAAAGCACCCCGCUCCCCGCCGCUGUGCACAGCCCUAACCCCUAGCCAGGUCACUGCCAGUGACCCAGGCCAGCCUGGACAUUCCCGAGAUGUCUGCUCUCAAGCUGGGAUGGCUCUGGGACCCUCAGAGGACACCGGCCCUCAGGACUUUGAAGCCUGCCAGACUUUGGAGCUGCAUUUUCGUUCAGAGACUUCUGCCUUUGCUCUAAGAUGCCGUGUGGCUCCCUGUCCCCUCACCCUGCAGUCAGAGGUCAUCUGGGGAGGAGGACUGUGGGCAGCCAAGGUACUUCCUUCUGGCCCGGUUACCCCAGCUCCCUGCAGGCCCUCUGACUCCCGGGCUGCUGCGUGCCUGUGGCCCAGCUGAGGGCUUGGCUGCAGGGAGGAGGUGCCCUGCCCUGGGCUCCCUGGAGGGAAUCUCGCCCCCUGGAGCUCAGAGCUGACCUCCUCUGGGCUGCGUGGAGCGGGGCCAGCUGCGGGCCCAGGAAAGGACCCAGAUGGCAGGGGGCGAAGAGGCAGGACUCUUAGUGUUGCCUGUGCCAACACUAAGCCGAAAACCCUGCGGGUGGGAGGGGUCGGAAAGAGAUGCCUUGUGCUCCAGUCACACGGUGCAGAGCCAGGAGCCCUCAGUGGCCGCCGUGGCUGGCCCUGGGCGGAGACCUCGGGGGACGCUGUCUGCUGGCGUCCUGGGGCUCCAGGGGAAAGGGUGGGUUCAGCCGUCUCCACCAUGGGCCUCGCUCUCUCCUAGCCGCCUCCUCUAAUCUCCGCACUCCCCUGCAGGUUUGGCCUCUGCCCAGCCCCCGGGGGCCAGUGCUUGAGGAUGAGACUAAGGCACUCGGGGGUCCCCUCGAAAGGCUCCUCAGCGGUUAAGCACCCACACCUGGGGCUACUGGGGUCUUCCCUCAAAGAUCCGAAGCAAGAUUGCCUUUAGUCGGAGGUUUGUCCUCAAAGAUCAUUCCCCUCCGAUAAAUCGCCCCCCCCCCCGACCCCGUUUUAAAUUUCUUUCCCCUCUACCCCCUCGCAUUCCGCAGAUGGUUGGAGGGGUCUCCCGAGUCCUUCUAGAAUUUGUGGACCAAUAGGAUAUGUGAUGUGUGUAACUGCCUCUUAAAAGUUAAGUAAAGGGGGCUUGCUACUUUCUAUUUGUUGAGUCUCCUUGGUAUUCAUCUUACAAGCCAGCAUCUCACUAUUUAUUGAUGUGUGUGUGUGUGUGUGUGUAUGUGUGUGUGUGGUGUGCGCGCGCGCGUGCACGCAUGUACCUUUCCAGGUGUGCCCACAUCCUCCUGCGACUUUAGACAAGGAACCCAGACACCCCACUCCUAAAUGCCAUAUACUUGUGCUUCGAGGGUUAUGGGCACACACACCCCCAACACUGGGUUUUUACCAUCCAGUGCUGGCUUGUGUGGAAGGAGCUGGGUCAGACUUCGACGAGAGAUGGGAAGGGGAGGGGAGGCAAAAAUCAACCUUUAUUUUAUUAUUUAUUUUCAAUGUUUACAUCUUUGUGUUGUACCAAGCCGGACUAGAAACAGAUAGCAUUAAAAUACUCAGUUCUCUCUCCCUCUCUCUUUCCUGUUUGUUUUCCCUUUUUUUUUUAAAAAAAAACUUAGCCUAAUGAUGCUUUUUUUGUUGUUGUUCCUAAAAUGAUUUGUGACUUGUGCUGUAUAAACUGUAUAAAAUGGUUCUGUUUUUAAAAACGAUGGAUUGUCGUGCCUCUGGGGACAGUGGUCACCCAGCAGUCGAUAUUGUAGAAGAACACGAGGGCAGACCCUGUCCUGUUCUCAGAAACUUAUUUUCUUUGUAUGAUGAAAAGUUUAUUCCAUUUAUUUUAGUUAUGUGGUUGCUUGAUGUUGAGGAAGAAAUUAUUUGCCUUUGUAUAAAGAGUAGGUAUCUGGGUGUUUUUUUUUUCUGCCGUGGGAGAAGUGUACAUAGUAUUUUGGUAGAGUGGGAAAUCAUAAGCCUGUGCAUCUGUAUUUGAGAUACGUCAAAUGAUGUGGAAUAGUGUCUACUCUCAGAUCCUGGAGGGAAACCUAUUGUACAAGAUUUCUAGAGCUUUGGGGGGGAUUUGAAUGACCUUUUCUGAGCACCUUUUCCCGUUUUUUAAAAAAAGUAUUGGUGAAACGGUCCCUUUGGAGUAAUUCUCUCUAGCCAGGACCAAGAGCUAGCCAGCGUCUUUGUAUAGUUCUGAACCUCGAGGAGUAACUGGUCUGAAACAUCUCUGGUGGUGUGUGUUGUUUUGUAUUUUACUGUAAUACAAGCCUGCAGUAUUUGCACUAAAGAAAGUUUGUUAGGAAAGCUUGCUGCUAUGGAAGAAAGAACAUAUUAAAACUUUUUGUUCCUUUGCGUUUUUUUUUUUUGUUAGUUUUUCCACUCUCGAUUGAGUAGCAUUUUGUAGAAUAAAAUGAAUUAAGAUGGAA
Sorex araneus (European shrew) is the source of this 6045-nucleotide messenger RNA. RefSeq names its product FOS like 2, AP-1 transcription factor subunit (gene FOSL2). The transcript has 4 exons. Lineage: Eukaryota; Metazoa; Chordata; Mammalia; Eulipotyphla; Soricidae. Gene Ontology annotation, cellular component: nucleus. Gene Ontology annotation, molecular function: DNA-binding transcription factor activity, RNA polymerase II-specific; RNA polymerase II cis-regulatory region sequence-specific DNA binding. Bases 804 to 1781 code for a protein of 325 amino acids. The record is from RefSeq and is a predicted model, not a curated record. Gene Ontology annotation, biological process: regulation of transcription by RNA polymerase II.